This is a messenger RNA of Myotis lucifugus (little brown bat), 3672 nucleotides long. RefSeq names its product ATP binding cassette subfamily B member 4 (gene ABCB4). NCBI's taxonomy places the organism in Eukaryota, Metazoa, Chordata, Mammalia, Chiroptera, Vespertilionidae. The transcript has 25 exons. Gene Ontology annotation, biological process: transmembrane transport. Gene Ontology annotation, molecular function: ATP binding; ABC-type transporter activity; ATP hydrolysis activity. The record is from RefSeq and is a predicted model, not a curated record. The coding region runs from base 3 to 3620 and encodes 1205 amino acids. Gene Ontology annotation, cellular component: membrane.
CGAUGGAUCUGGAGGCGGGAAGGAACGGCACGGCCCGGCGCCCCAGGAGAGCGGGAGGCGACUUGGAGCUGAGGAGCAACAGCAGCAACCAAGACAGGAAAGAAACGAAGAAAGUGAAUUUAAUUGGACCAUUAACAUUGUUUCGAUACUCCGAUUGGCAGGAUAAAUUAUUUAUGUCCCUGGGCACAAUCAUGGCCAUAGCUCACGGAUCAGGUCUCCCCCUCAUGAUGAUAGUAUUUGGAGAAAUGACCGACAGAUUUGUUAUUACUGCAGGAAACUUCUCCUUUCCAGUGAAUUUUACAUUGUCAAUGUUAAAUCCAGGCAGAAUUCUGGAAGAAGAAAUGACUAGAUAUGCAUAUUAUUACUCAGGACUAGGUGCUGCAGUUCUCAUUGCUGCCUAUAUACAAGUUUCAUUUUGGACUUUGGCAGCCGGCCGACAGAUUAGGAAAAUUAGGAAAGAGUUUUUUCAUGCUGUUCUCCGACAAGAAAUAGGCUGGUUCGACAUCAACGACACCACUGAACUCAAUACACGGCUAACAGAUGACAUCUCCAAAAUCAGUGAAGGAAUUGGUGACAAGGUUGGAAUGUUCUUUCAAGCAAUAGCCACGUUUUUUGCAGGAUUCAUAGUGGGGUUCAUGAGAGGAUGGAAGCUCACCCUUGUGAUAAUGGCCAUCAGCCCUAUCCUGGGACUCUCUGCAGCUGUUUGGGCAAAGAUACUCUCGGCAUUUAGUGACAAAGAACUAGCCGCAUAUGCGAAAGCAGGCGCUGUGGCAGAAGAGGCUCUGGGCGCCAUCCGGACUGUGAUAGCCUUUGGGGGCCAGAACAAAGAGCUGGAAAGGUAUCAGAAACAUCUAGAAGUUGCCAAAAAGAUUGGAAUUAAAAAAGCUAUUUCAGCAAACAUUUCCAUGGGCAUUGCCUUCCUGUUAAUAUAUGCAUCAUAUGCGCUGGCCUUCUGGUAUGGAUCCACUCUGGUCAUAUCAAAAGAAUAUACUCUGGGAAAUGCAAUGACAGUCUUUUUUUCAAUUCUGAUCGGAGCUUUCAGCGUUGGACAGGCUGCUCCUUGUAUUGAUGCUUUUGCCAAUGCAAGAGGAGCAGCAUAUGUGAUCUUUGAUAUUAUAGAUAAGAAUCCUAAAAUUGACAGUUUUUCAGAGAGAGGACACAAACCAGACAACAUCAAAGGGAAUUUGGAGUUCAAUGAUGUUCAUUUUUCUUAUCCAGCUCGAGCUAAUGUCAAGAUCUUGAAGGGCCUCAACCUGCAGGUUCGGAGUGGGCAGACGGUGGCCCUGGUUGGGAACAGUGGCUGUGGGAAAAGCACGACAGUCCAGCUGAUCCAGAGGCUCUAUGACCCUGAUGAGGGUAUGAUUAGCAUAGAUGGCCAGGAUAUUAGGACCUUUAACGUCAGGUAUUUGAGGGAAAUCAUUGGAGUGGUGAGUCAGGAGCCAGUGCUAUUUUCUACCACAAUUGCUGAAAAUAUUCGCUAUGGCCGUGGAAAUGUCACCAUGGAUGACAUAAAGAAAGCUGUCAAAGACGCCAAUGCCUAUGAGUUUAUCAUGAAAUUACCACAGAAAUUUGACACCCUGGUUGGAGAGAGAGGGGCACAGCUGAGUGGCGGACAGAAACAGAGAAUCGCCAUCGCUCGGGCCCUGGUUCGCAACCCCAAGAUCCUGCUGCUGGAUGAGGCCACGUCAGCCUUGGACACUGAAAGUGAAGCUGAGGUACAGGCGGCUCUGGAUAAGGCCAGAGAAGGCCGGACCACCAUUGUGAUCGCUCACCGAUUGUCUACAAUCCGAAAUGCAGAUGUCAUCGCCGGCUUCGAAGAUGGAGUCAUCGUGGAGCAAGGAAGCCACAGCGAACUAAUGAAGAAGGAAGGGCUGUACUUCAAGCUGGUUAACAUGCAGACAUCAGGAAGCCAGAUCCAGUCAGAAGAAUUUGAAGUUGAACUAAAUGAUGAAAAGGCUGCCCCGGGUAUGGCCCCAAAUGGCUGGAAAUCUCGCAUAUUUAGGAAUUCUACUCAUAAAAGCCUUAGAAGUUCGCGAAGGUAUCAGAAUGGCCUUGAUGUGGAAACCAAUGAACUUAUCUUUGGGCCGGGGGACGAUGCCGUGAAGCAGCAGAAGUGCAACAUGAUCUCGUUGCUGUUCUUGGGUCUGGGGAUUACUUCUUUCUUCACUUUCUUCCUUCAGGGCUUCACGUUUGGGAAAGCUGGCGAGAUCCUCACCACCAGGCUUCGGUCAAUGGCUUUUAGAGCGAUGCUGAGACAGGCCACUGGGACCAGGUUGGCUUUAAUGGCACAGAACACAGCCAACCUUGGGACUGGCAUUAUCAUAUCGUUUAUCUACGGUUGGCAGUUAACUCUUUUGCUGUUAUCGGUUGUUCCAAUCAUCGCUGUGUCAGGAAUUGUGGAAAUGAAAAUGUUGGCUGGAAAUGCCAAAAGAGAUAAAAAGGAACUGGAAGCCGCUGGAAAGAUUGCAACAGAGGCCAUAGAAAAUAUUAGGACAGUUGUGUCCUUGACCCAGGAAAAAAAAUUUGAAUCAAUGUAUGUGGAAAAAUUGUACGGACCUUACAGAAAUUCUGUACGGAAGGCACACAUCUAUGGAAUUACUUUUAGUAUUUCACAAGCAUUUAUGUAUUUUUCCUAUGCCGGUUGUUUUCGAUUUGGUGCCUAUCUCAUCGUGAAUGGACAUAUGCUCUUCAGAGAUGUUAUUCUGGUGUUUUCAGCAAUCGUGUUUGGCGCAGUGGCACUAGGACACGCCAGCUCCUUUGCUCCAGACUAUGCCAAAGCCAAGCUGUCGGCAGCCCACUUGUUCAUGCUGUUUGAAAGACAACCUGUGAUUGACAGCUACAGCGAGGAAGGCCUGAGGCCUGAUAAGUUUGAAGGAAAUGUGACAUUUAAUGAAGUCGUGUUCAACUACCCGACCCGGCCCAACGUGCCGGUGCUGCAGGGGCUGAGCCUGGAGGUGAAGAAGGGCCAGACGCUGGCCCUGGUGGGCAGCAGCGGCUGCGGGAAGAGCACGGUGGUCCAGCUGCUGGAGCGCUUCUACGACCCGACGGCCGGAACCGUGCUGCUAGAUGGUCAAGAGGCAAAGAAACUCAACGUCCAGUGGCUCAGAGCCCAGCUCGGGAUUGUGUCCCAGGAGCCCAUCCUGUUCGACUACAGCAUUGCCGAGAACAUCGCUUAUGGAGACAACAGCAGGGUGGUAUCCCAGGAUGAGAUUGUGAGUGCAGCCAAAGCAGCCAACAUACAUCCUUUCAUCGAGACCUUACCCCAUAAAUAUGACACAAAAGUGGGAGAUAAGGGGACUCAACUCUCAGGAGGUCAAAAACAGAGGAUUGCGAUUGCCCGGGCCCUCAUCAGACAACCUCGAAUCCUGCUGUUGGAUGAAGCUACAUCCGCUCUGGAUACUGAAAGUGAAAAAAUUGUCCAAGAAGCCCUGGACAAAGCCAGAGAAGGCCGCACCUGCAUUGUGAUCGCCCACCGCCUGUCCACCAUCCAGAACGCAGACCUGAUAGUGGUGUUUCAGAACGGCAAGAUCAGGGAGCACGGCACCCAUCAGCAGCUGCUUGCACAGAAGGGCAUCUACUUCUCCAUGGUCAGCGUCCAGGCUGGGACGCAGAACUCAUGAACUCUUGUUACCGUGUAUCUUAAAAAAUAAACUCAAAUCAUUCUACAACUUU